AUGAGACUCUAUCUUGAUUUUAAGACUAAUGUUUUCACCAAAGAAAAAAUUACUCUCACUGGACAAGACGAGUUUAUUGUGAGAGAAGGUAUAGAUUUGUUCAGGCCGCUUCUUGAAGAAAUCAAGAGUAUUAAGAAGAUUGGAUUCAUUGUUUGGGGUUCUUGGGCUUUUGCUCAAGCUCAAAAAUUGAGCGAUUUUUCGGCAAAGGCAAUGUCCAACAUUAAACAGAAGAUUGACUUAAGGAAAGGCUACAAGUUUUUUGUUGAGGAAUGUGUAGAAAUAUUUUCACAAGAGAGGGGAAUACUUGGUGAGAUUAUUGACUCUAUGUUUGGCAGUGAUCUUGUAUUGUUGUUGAUAUUUGAUGCUACAUAGGUAGACAAUUAUCAACAAAUAUUUUCCACCAUGAAAUUGAAGAGCAUUCUUGGUCUUUGACAUGGUUUUUUACUUGGAUAGCUAUUGUCCAAUAGAGUUGAUUCCCCGAAGGACAUAAUUAUAAUAGAUGUUUUUCCCAAGGGUAUAGGUCCAUUUGUGAGGUAGUUGUAUAUGAGUGAGAAAAAGAUCAAUUGUGUAGGAGUAAACUCUAGUUUCUCUAUCCAUCAAGAUGUUGAUGGGACAUAAACUGAUGUUUCUUUAGGUUGGUCUAUUUCUUUAGGCUCACCAUUUAUAUUUGUAACUACCUUGGAGAAUGAGUACAAGAGCAAUAUGUUUGGAAAGCAUGGAAUUUUAUUAGGAGUUGUGCAUAGUAUAGUUAAAUUAUUGUUUAGUAGAUAUAGUGAUCAUGGAUUUAUGAAAGAGGAGUAUAGUUUGAAUCUAUAG
Molecule: messenger RNA, 816 nt
Organism: Cryptomeria japonica (Japanese cedar)
Lineage: Eukaryota; Viridiplantae; Streptophyta; Pinopsida; Cupressales; Cupressaceae
Product: ketol-acid reductoisomerase, chloroplastic
Biological process (GO): L-valine biosynthetic process
Cellular component (GO): mitochondrion; chloroplast
Molecular function (GO): ketol-acid reductoisomerase activity
Source: RefSeq, a predicted model, not a curated record